Messenger RNA from Alnus glutinosa, 1344 nucleotides. RefSeq lists its product as uncharacterized. NCBI's taxonomy places the organism in Eukaryota, Viridiplantae, Streptophyta, Magnoliopsida, Fagales, Betulaceae. The transcript has a single exon. The record is from RefSeq and is a predicted model, not a curated record. The coding region runs from base 155 to 1252 and encodes 365 amino acids.
CUCUCUCUCUCGCCAGUCUCCUCCCUUUAUUCACGCCGCUCGAUCACUUCCAAAUUCUCACUUUUUCUCCUCCACUCCACUGCUAAAACAAAAACAAGAGGAAAGAAAGGUUUCCUACAUCUCCCUUUCAUUACAACCAAACCUUGCUCACAAAAUGUCUGAGUUUUCUUUCUCAAACACCUUCAAGAAGACAGAAUUCUCUAGCCUUCUCCUCUCUGACUUCUUCAAAAUUUGUUUCUUCGUUCUCUCACACCCUCUCUACUUCUCCUACUUCAUCUUCUUCUCCCCAUAUCUUCUCAAGUUCCUCUCUUUCCUCUCCCCUCUCUUCAUCACCACCCUCCUCCUCCUUCUCGUUCUUCUCACUGUCUCUCCACACCUUGUCCAAGAAAAGCCUCACUCAUCCGAAUUGGGUUUUCUUGUCAGCACAUCUCAAACUGUUUUGAACGUGUUGCAGCCAAAAGUGGACGAUGACAGUGAAAGCUUUCACCAGUUUGAGGAGCUUGAAGUUUACAAGAUUGUGUUCGACACCUCCAGCUUCGAAAUCAGAGAGGAGGAACCUGUUGAAGUUUUGGAGGUGGAAGUUAAAGAAAUUUGCUCAUCACAAGCAUAUGAUGAAGCACCGGUUGACAAGAGUUUGGUUUAUGAAGGCAAAUCAGAAGGAAUCAUCAGUGAGCAGAGUAUGGAAGUGAAGAGGCUGGAAUGCCUUUUUCAAGAAGAGAAUGAGUUAGAAAAAACUAUGUCGUUUUCAAAGGAAGAAAAAGAAGUCAACCCACCAGGCGUAGAGUCCUAUAAAGUGGAAGAAAAAGAAGAAGAAGAAGAAGAAGAAGAAGAAGACAAAGAAAAAGCAUCCAAAGUGAUGGAGAUUAAUGCUCCCAAUCUUGGAAGCUUUGGUUCAAUGAGGAAAGAGAAGGAGUGGAGAAGGACAUUGGCAUGCAAGCUUUUCGAGGAGAGACACAAUGUGGAAGGAGGAGGAGGAGGAGAAGGGAUGGAUAUGCUUUGGGAGACAUAUGAGACGGAGUCCAAUAAGGGAAAAGGUGGCAGCAACAGGAAGAAAAGCGAUGACGAUGAUGAUGAUGAAGAUGAAGAGGAAGACAUGGAUGAGCAGCUUUGCUGUUUACAGGCUCUGAAGUUUUCAGCAGGGAAGAUGAACUUAGGAAUGGGAAAGCCUAAUCUUGUCAAGAUCUCCAAGACCCUCAAAGGGUUUGGAUGGUUGCACAAUCUCAGCAGGCAUGGCAAGAAAGGAUACCGUUGAAUUUUGUUCAUGUUUAAUUAAUUUGGAAUUAUCAGAUCAUGUGUCAUGUUUAAUUAAGAAUAACAAGUAAAUAUAUAUGCUCUUUUGUUUAA